This is a messenger RNA of Triplophysa rosa, 3487 nucleotides long. It is a transcript of the gene wdr54, whose product is annotated as WD repeat domain 54. Bases 473 to 1492 code for a protein of 339 amino acids. Gene Ontology annotation, biological process: cilium-dependent cell motility; sperm axoneme assembly; cilium assembly. The record is from RefSeq and is a predicted model, not a curated record. Lineage: Eukaryota; Metazoa; Chordata; Actinopteri; Cypriniformes; Nemacheilidae. The transcript is spliced from 9 exons. Gene Ontology annotation, molecular function: protein binding.
UCUGUUCCGUCACUAUGGCUGCAGGAGACGCGAGACGGUGAGAGCUAACUGCAGCAAACCCUAAUCGGGCGAAAAAACCUAUAAAACCUAUUAGCUAACGUUCAGUGAUUCAAUAACAGGCAGCCAGACGUGUGUUGGUUAUAUGUUUGAGUCCGUUAUAUUUUGCUUUAGUCUUUAAGGAAGAGGAUUAACUGGAGCGAAUGUACAUCAAACGCUUUAUCCAUGUUUGGUUAAUGAUAGCUGGUUAAGUUAAUCAUUUCUGUGAUUAAAUGGUACAUUUGUCUUGACAUGCAUCUGAAAUAUGUUUAAUGCAAUGCAAUGGUGGUACUUAUUAAGUAUAACGCCUAUUACGCAAAGCAACCGAUAUCGAUCGUUUAUUGCUUAGAAGUGAUUUUCAUGUCCUGAUUUGUCUUUAAUAAAUAACAUUCCCAGUUUAACACAGUGAACACACGGUGGUUCUCAUUGCAUCGAAAUGGCUAAAAUGUAUCACAAAGAGAAAAGUAUUCAGAUCAAGAGCAGCGCGUCUGCGCUGUACAACAACCUGAGCGUCCUGCGCAUCGCGCCGCGCUGCCUCACAUAUUUCACCGUGGUCCAUGCCAACGUCGUGAACAUGGUCAGCGCUUCCUGGGAUAGCCUGAACUAUUCCCAUCGACAGCUGCAGUCUAAGGAGGGAAGCGUGGCCACCAGCUCCUCACUUAUUAUGCAGGCAGCCUGGUGUGUACUGCCCUCCAGAGAUUUGCUUGUCCUCACUUCCCAGAAAGGAAUCCAGAUGUACGAGUCUGAUGGAUCUAUUAUGGUGUAUUGGCACGCACUGGACACACCAGAGACCCCAACAGCUAAGGCAGUGUUUGCACGAGGAAUUGCAGCAGUCUGGGAAAAAUACAUUUGUGUUGGAGUCUCAUCUGGCUCGGUGCUUGUUUUUGAUGUUCCCAGUAAAGGCAGUAACAUCACUCUGUCUGAGGUUCUGGAGGAACACAAAGAGGCCAUCACAGAUAUGGCCUCUGAGUGUUCAGGCAGUCUGGAGUGCAUUGCUGAUUUAGUCAGUGCUGAUGACUCAGGGCUACUCUGCAUGUGGAAAUCGGGAGAGGAUUUUCAACUCCUCAACAAGAUCCCUGGUUUUGAUACGAGUUGCUCCUCAGUAAAGCUGUGGAAGGGGACAGUUAUUGCAGGCUAUGGGACAGGACAGAUCCGUCUGUAUGAAGGGGUCACGGGUGUACUGCAUGCAGAAGUCAAUGCCCAUGCUCGCUGGAUAUACUCUUUGGACAUUGCCCCUUUCACUGGCCUGCUGCUUUCUGCAGCAGAAGACUCUUGGGUUAGAGUGUGGCAUCUGACCUUGACCCCAGAGACUAACAGCGUAGAGAUAGAGCACAUGUACAAUGAGUGCAUAACUGAUACUCAGAUGUGUGGAGCCAAGUUCUGUGAUGGAGACGGCUAUGCUUUCGCAGUGACUGGUUAUGACUUGAGUGAGAUUAUUCGCUACACGCAGGCGUAGAUGGUAUAUAACAUUCACUCUACCAGUUGACAUUUCGUGUGAGGAUCACCUGCAGCUGUUACUAUAGUCUCCUAUGACAUGUUCCAUGGGAAUUCUGUUAUGUCUGGACAGUAUAUUUGUAUUCUAUCAUUAAUGUGCAGGUAUGAUUGGCGGGUUCAGUCUUGAUAUCAUGAAUGUUUUCUAAAUAUAGUAGGUGAAGGCAGUGACUGAAACGGGCUAAAAAGCAGCACUUGAACGGCAGGUGGCAGUGUUGUUGAUGGUUUGUACUGCCAGUUGUGAAGUACAAAUUACACUUUUAGUGCUGUCAUACUGUAUGUAUGAUUCCCUCCUAUUCUGGGUGCAGAGAAUCAUAGAAAUAAAUGUUCAAAUGUUUUGUUAACUAUUUGUGUCAUUUCAGUCACAUUUACAGUAAACAAUAUUUGUUAGUAAACUUAAAUAAAUUGAAGUAAACUUAUUUAUCACAGUAAGGAUAUUUACACUUACCUCAGUUAGACAAAAUGAGUGUGUAAAAUAUUUAUUAAUAUUUUAGAAAUUAAAUUCUGCAGAUGCUGUUUUCCUGAAUGAAAUUGUAAAAUGUGUUAUUGCCUUAGAAGUUAAUGCAUUGUAGCUAUCUAUUUCAGUGUGACGUUAAAGCCAAUAUUUUCUUAUUUUCCAUGUCAUUGUAAAACUAUAUCAGUGAAAAUCCAAAAAUUGUGUAGGUUUUGUAUUUGUAAAUAUGUACCAGUAGAUGGCAGUUAAAUUUAUCUUUGCAUAUGUAACCAGUGUGAAUGAUUGAUUGACUUAUUUAGAUUUGUUUUCUUUUCUAUAUUGUGUUUUUUAUAUGUAUGCUGUUUAUACUGUUAUAAAUUCUAUGUGUUUCAUAAUAGGAUGGGUUAGUGAUCUCCACGAAAUUUUGUUCCUCUAUUAUUGUUUGCAAAUCAAAAUAAUAUAACGUUAAUGUUGUGGAACUUUUCUUCGGGAGUUUGUUUGGGGAGGGGAUGAUAUCAGUGGAACACAUCCGGGGUGGUCCGUGUAUCUUUUGGUCAUUUGUAUUUCAGUUUGAACUUGAACAAACGGGAGUGAGAAAACGGCGCCAUUUUCGUUUUUCGUUCAUCAAAAAAACGAGAAUUCGGCUUUUUUCCGUUUUCAACUUAACGUUUAAAAAACGAAUAAACAACUUGAAAACUAGUUCUCACAUGUAGGCGGUAUGAAACGCCCCCUUCCGCUGAUUGGCAAAUCAAAGGUCAGUAAGCGACGUCUUCGGUUGUUCCGAAUAAAUAGUCCUCCGCUGCUGUACAAAGUAUGUUUCAUUGCUCACAUUAAACAACCGUCCACAAACCGUACAGGGCAGAUUAUAGACUGGACUUUCUUCUGUGCAACCUAGCGCGUUUCAUAUAAAUAUUUAUAUCACAAAUAUGAAUGUAGUUCGCAUCCGCAUCUUUCUAGCUCUCCAGGGUUAAAUCUGCGUGGCAAAGCUUCAAAAUUCGCUGUGUUCCGUUGUAAUUUGUAUCGAGGCUCCGUAAGUCUAAACAAUUAGCAUUUAUUUUUGUUUGAUCAUUAAGGAAAAAACUUUAGUUCUAAUUGCACGUUAAAGCUUGUUGUUCUGCAUUUAUUAAAAAAAGCAUACGUCUAAAUAAUAAUAAUAACCCAGCAUUUUGUCAGCAUUUCUCUCAGUUGUCAUCGUUCGCACGUGCCAGUCGUAAAUAUCACAGUAAAAACGUUUUAUAAAAUACUAGAAUCUUUAGCAUACACUGAAUGAUUUUUUGUGGAAUCUACACAGUGACUGAACCUUGAUCAACAUAUCUGACAAAUAGGUCACUUUCACUUUGACUACAUCACUGCACUGUAGGCCUAUAUGCAUCCGCUGCGUACUGUCCAGUGUCUCGCGCAGCUUUGUCAUGCAGCAAAACUCUGAAUUCGUCUUGGUUCACUUGAUGGAAUGUACACAGAAGCAAACUUGUGGAAAAACAUGUGGUAACCCAACAACCACAACAGCGAAUUUUGAAUGAAAUGAAA